UUCCAGCUGCUGUGAGACUGAAGACUGAAGCUCUGCUGCUCUGCUCUCAGCUGGGAAACAAACACACUGACAAACAGUCACGGUGGGCGUGUGAGCGGCGUGCGGCGGGAUGAGCGGCGCGGCGCUGGGCAUUGAGAUCGUGGUGGUGUUCUUCUUGGCGCUGUUCCUGCUGCAUCGCUAUGGAGACUUCAGGAAGCAGCAGCGCAUGGUGCUGUUCGGCACGCUGCUGGCCUGGUACCUCUGCUUCCUCAUCGUCUUCAUCCUGCCGCUGGACGUCAGUACGACGAUCUAUAAACAGUGUAAGAUCGACCACGAGCAGCGAGCCGCGGCCAACGUCAGCCCCCUGCCGUCCAAUCACAGCGCAGCAAACACGACGGUCACGCCUACGAAAAGCUCGGUGAAGUCCUGCUACAAGCCGUGGAGUUACAUCCCCGAUGGCAUCAUGCCGGUGUUCUGGAGGGUCGUCUACUGGACGUCUCAGUGCCUCACGUGGCUGCUGCUGCCCUUCAUGCAGUCCUACGCUCGCUCCGGAGGUUUCUCCAUGACCGGGAAGAUUAAAACGGCUCUGAUCGAGAACGCCAUUUACUACGGUACCUACCUGCUGAUCUUCGGCUCGCUGCUCAUAUACGUGGCCGUUCACCCCGAGUGGCAUCUGUCCUGGUACGAGCUGCAGACCAUCGGCAUCACGGCGGCGAACACCUGGGGUCUGUUCCUGCUGGUUCUGCUGCUCGGAUACGGCCUGGUGGAGAUCCCUCGCUCCUACUGGAACGCCUCACGACACGGACACCUGCUCAUCAAGACCUACUUCAAGGCGUCCAAGCUGAUGACGGAGAAGGCGGACGCGGAGGAGAACCUGGAGGACAUGAUGGAGGAAGUCAGAAAAGUCAGCGAGUCCAUCAAAUACAACCAUCCGCUGAGGAAGUACAUCGACACCAUCCUCAGGAAGUGUCCGGUGGAACACCAGGAGAAGAUGGGAAGGAACAUGGACGACUACGAGGACUUUGAUGACAAACAGAACUCGUAUCCCAGCGAGAAGAGUCUGUCCAAGCUUCACAAACAGGUGAUCUACGCGGUGCAGAGACACAACAGGACUCGUGUCCAGUGGCAGAUCCUCCUGCAGCAGGCGAUCCACCUGGAGGACGUCGCCAAGAACGAAACCAGUUCAACUCACCAGUUCGUCCACAGCUUCCCGUCCGCCGAGCCGGCCGGCUGGUUCAGCAGAUACGUUUACACACCGACCGUAGAGUGGUACUGGGAGUGUCUCCUGAAGUGUUGGUUCUACCGGCUCCUGUCGGUGGUUCUGACCCUGUUCAGCGUGGCGGUGGUUUGGUCUGAGUGCACCUUCUUCAGCACCCGACCCGUCCUGUCCCUGUUCGCUGUGUUCAUCCAGCUGGCUGAGAGGGAAUACAACUACCUGUACAUAGAGAUGGCGUGCUUCAUCACCAUCUUCUUCCUGUGCACCUGUGUUUACUCCACCGUGUUCCGUAUCCGUGUGUUUAACUACUACUACCUGGCUUCCCACCACCAGACCGACGCCUACAGCCUGCAGUUCAGCGGCAUGCUGUUCUGCCGUCUCACCCCCCCGCUGUGUCUGAACUUCCUGGGUCUGAUCCACAUGGACUCGGCCAUCUCCCACCAGCAGAAGGAGCAGACAGCCUACACCUCGAUCAUGGGAUCGAUGAGAGUUCUGUCCUUCAUCGCUAACGGCUUCUACAUCUACUAUCCCAUGCUCAUCGUCAUCCUCUGCAUCGCCACGUACUUCAGUUUGGGAACUCGCUGUCUGAAUCUUCUCGGCUUCCAGCAGUUCGUAGGCGACAGCGAAAUGACCUCUGACCUCAUCGACGAGGGAAAGGAGCUGAUUCGCCGAGAGAAACGAAAACGUCAAAGGAUCGAAGACGGAGAGAACAGACGGAGAGAGUGGAAGGAGCGCUACGGCGGCCAGCGGGACGAUUACACGGCGAGGAACCGCAGCAGCCACGAGAUGAAGGAGACGAGCUACUCGGAUACUGUGAACAGCAACAACAGACAGGCUAAAUAUUCUCGGGCAAGCGGCCGAUCGGAGAGAGAUUGCAUCGAGCUGCUGCAGGACGCCGAACCGUUAGACUUCAACGCCGACUCUCUGACCGACGACCCGCUGGACUCAGAGUCCGGGAGACACUCGGGAGGACGAUAUCUGUCCAUGUCGUCGUCUCGCAGUCGGAUAUUUGACGAUGUCUAACGGAGGAAACGUGAAGCGGAGCCAUAAACUGGAAUCACUGUCGUCUCCUGCGGAGCUGCAGUCACCUGAAUGUACCACAUGACCUCCACCACACACACACCUGUCCUCCCAGGAUGCACGCACACACCUGUCCUCCCAGGAUGCACGCACACACCUGUCCUCCAGGAUGCACGCACACACAUCCUGACGUGGCUGCAGGUAAAUGAAGGAACAGCUGAUUGUUCCUGAGAGCUGCAGACGUCCGAGCAGCCGCUGCAUGAACGAGCUCGACAAGCUCACAGGAACAUUUCUGUUUGGUCUACUUCCUGUUUUAAAUGUUCUUCAUCCUCUCUGCUCCCGUCUCUCACUGCUGCUCUACUUAUAUGAUAUUCAUUAUGCAGCUCUCUCAUGGAAGCAAAUGAUACUUUAAACAUUAUGAACAACUGAAUACAUCCUUUAAUGAAACCAACACGGAGACAUAUUUACAUUCCUCCUCUGCAGUUUAUAUUUAUAGCAUUAAGAUAUCGAACAGAGAGGAGCUACU
Molecule: messenger RNA, 2741 nt
Organism: Scomber japonicus (chub mackerel)
Lineage: Eukaryota; Metazoa; Chordata; Actinopteri; Scombriformes; Scombridae
Product: G-protein coupled receptor-associated protein LMBRD2B-like
Exons: 18
Coding region: 110-2218 (702 amino acids)
Biological process (GO): adrenergic receptor signaling pathway
Cellular component (GO): membrane
Source: RefSeq, a predicted model, not a curated record